Molecule: messenger RNA, 5800 nt
Organism: Salarias fasciatus (jewelled blenny)
Lineage: Eukaryota; Metazoa; Chordata; Actinopteri; Blenniiformes; Blenniidae
Gene: patz1
Product: POZ/BTB and AT hook containing zinc finger 1
Exons: 6
Coding region: 421-2763 (780 amino acids)
Biological process (GO): regulation of transcription by RNA polymerase II
Molecular function (GO): protein binding; DNA-binding transcription factor activity, RNA polymerase II-specific; RNA polymerase II cis-regulatory region sequence-specific DNA binding
Source: RefSeq, a predicted model, not a curated record
CACACAUACACACACAUACAGGAAGAGAACUGCGUGCUAACGUUCGGUUGUUACAACACGAAAAGACCCCCGCGGUGCUGCCGGGGCACGACUCCCCGGAGGGACGGCGGCUACAGCCACAGAAUCGCUUCAAAAAUGCACGUUUCCGAUCAAUGCCCGUAGAUCCAAAACAAGAGCGACCCCCACCCCCGAAGAAAGCCGGGUCAGAGUUCACAGGAAGCUGGGGGGCUGCCAUUUUUCCCCGCUGCUGCUGCUGCUGCUACCGCUAACGUUUAACAUUAGAUGCUAAAACGACGGGAGGGGCGGCCGUUUUAGGCUUUUGGAGCUAGCUGCUUUCAGUAAGUCGACAUCGUGAACACGCAAGUCCGUCAUUUCUCCGACCGCUGUCGCGAACAACCAUUGUUGUUGGAUGAAUUCGCUAUGGAGAAAGUAGCGGAGCCGUCUUGGACUUCUUCGUACACCUACCAGGUGAGCAAACACAGUGCGGAGAUGCUACACAACCUCAACGUUCAGAGGAAAGAUGGAGGCAGGUUCUGCGAUGUGAUCCUGCGCGUCGGCGAGGAGAGCUUCCCUGCCCACAAAGCGGUGCUGGCCGCCUGCAGCGAGUAUUUCGAGUCGGUCUUCGACCGUCAGGCGGAGGGCGACGGCGACGCCAAGGAGCUGGAGAUGCACACCAUCAGCCCCAAAGUUUUUAAAGACAUCCUGGACUUCGCCUACACCUCCAGGAUCGUGGUGCGACUCGAGUGCUUCCCGGAGUUGAUGACAGCUGCCAAGUUUCUGCUGAUGCGCUCGGUGAUCGAGAUCUGCCAGGAGGUCAUCAAGCAGUCCAACGUCCAGAUCCUCGUCCCGACCUCUCGGGGAGGGGACGCCAGCCUUUUCCAGGCCGCGGGGGCUCCGGAGGUGGGCUUCCCGGUGGCUCACCACCAGGCUGCGGUGAACGGGACGGGAAUGCUGGUGAACGGCCAGAGCUUUGCUAACAAUGCACAGAUGGAGGUGGACGGGGGGGAGAACCCCGCCGCCGCCGCCGGCGCGCUGGAAGACGGAGGCCAGUCCUCCGUGCCCCUGCUGGAGCCCGUCGAGGGGGUGCCGGGCUCCCCGCCGGCGGACAUAACGGGCAAUGCGUUUAAUCACGACAUGGGCUCCCCGGGGUCAAAGAGGGGCAGGGGGAGACCCAAGAAACCCGGGGCGCCCAUGGAGGCUGUGCACUUGAACCACAGCAUCCUGAAAGACAACGGGCUGUUCCCGUGCGGGACGUGCGGGAAAGCCUUCACGGAGGCUUCCCGCUUGAAGAACCACGAGGCGCAGCACGGAGCUUCCAGCGGCGGCGUAAACAACGCGGCUGACAGCCUGUCAUCCGCCAGCGGCAUCUCUCUGCUGCCCCAGUCCGGGCUGCUGGAGAACGGCGUGCAGCUGCACGCGGGACUCACGCUGGACAACGGGCGCAAGCGGGAGAGGACCCGGCGGCACGUCGGCUGUGACAUUUGCGGGAAAGUUUUCCGCGACGUGUACCACCUGAACCGGCACAAGCUCUCGCACUCCGGGGAGAAGCCGUACGCCUGCCCGGUGUGCGGGCUCCGGUUCAAACGGAAGGACAGGAUGUCGUAUCACGUGCGGUCCCACGACGGCUCCGUGGGGAAGCCGUAUGUGUGCCAGAGCUGCGGGAAAGGUUUCUCCAGACCAGACCACCUGAACGGACACAUCAAACAAGUACACACGACAGAGAGACCCCACAAGUGCCAGAUUUGUAAUGCCUCCUUCGCUACAAGAGAUCGCCUUCGGUCACACUUAGCAUGCCACGAGGACAAGAUCCCCUGCAAAGUUUGUGGCAAGUUCCUGCGAGCUGCGUACAUGACCGACCACCUCAAGAAACACAGCGAAGGAACUCAUAACUACUGCGGCAUUUGCAACAAAGGUUUCUCCACUGCGUCCUACCUUAAGGUGCAUAUAAAGACGCAUCAUGGCUCUCCACUGCCCCCCACUGCCACAAUGCACACCUUCCCUGAGCCAAGGGGGGAGCUGCAGAUGCACAACGGCACUCCUUACCACAUGGGACGCCAGUGCGCAGUGGAAGACCUGUGCGCCAGUCGCCAGCUGCUCCUCACCUCGCCUGAGGCAGAGGGCCGCUUUCAUGGGCUCUCUGGACACCCGGUUCUUCCCCAGCCGGGCCACUCCACCCUCUGCUUGCAGCCCGAGCUGCUCAUGGGGAAGCCAGGUGGGACUCCAUAUUUCUGGGAGUGUCGCUCUAGCGGGGGGCCUGGCUUCCCCGCCUAUGGGCCUGUCGCAGACGGGCAAGAAAACGCCGAAAAAUGCCCUCACCUGGAGUCGGAGGAGUCUGACCCUUCGUUCGCGGAAUUGUCCAACGGCGAGGAGCUCAAAUCCCCCCACAAACCCGAGGAACCCGAGCUGGAGAUGCCCUCUCUGGCCUGCAACGGCGCCUCCGUGGGCGCCAUGGCCUCCCCGGAGGGAUCCAAAGCCAAGACGGACCCUGAGAAGAAGUUUACCUGCGGGAUCUGCGGCCAGGCCUUCCGCACCAAGUCCUACCUCAACAAGCACCAGCACAGAGUUCACAAGGCUCAGAAGGCCCAGGGCGUUUCCGGCUCCGGCCUCAGCGAACUGGCCCCCUCCCUGACCUCGCCCUUCUCCCCACAACAAAACAUGUCGCUGCUGGAGUCGUUCGGCUUCCAGAUAGUCCAGUCCGCCUUCGCCUCGUCGCUGGUGGACGCCGAGGCGGGACAGAGCGGGAUGGACUUUGGCGGGAAAUGACACUUUUUGCUCUCGUGCGCGGUAGCAAAAACCUCGUUUUUAGGACAAGCCGGGUCACCCACAGAAGAUGCUCUUUAUUUGGGAAUAACGUUGCCUCAAGACUACUUCUGUUCGUCACGUUGCUUACUGUGCAUCCAAGAUUUUCGUCUGAAGCUGCCAUAUAAUUCCUACAUUUUUCUACUUUUUCGGGUAUGAAAAAGACGUCUUUGCUGUUUUGAUUUUCUAUUUUAAGAUUCGACAUGAAGGGUCUUGUUUGCUUCUAAGUGACGUGGAUCUAUUGAAGUUCUGUUUCCUUCCGCUGUUCCUUCGACUUGUGAGUUUUUGAGCUUUCUGCGCCACAGAGAUGCUUCUUGACAAUAGGCGAAUUACUUCUGCCAUCCUUAAGAUGAGUAACUGUCUUUUUUGCCCACUUUCACUGCUUUUGUGUGAUUGGUACCUCAAUCUUAGACCAUUAAAAGUGUCUGCAGUGCUUCGUAUUAUCCGUUCCUGUAAAGGUUGUACAGAGAUGUCUUUACCUCAAAACAACAAGAGGGCUACAUUCUGCGUUGGCUUCAUUUUUCAUGAUUUUUUUUUUUUUUUUAAAGACAAGAGACUUGAAUUGGAAAAGUUUUGAUUGCAGGUUUUCUUGAGUCUGUUGUUAAUGGAGAAACUUUCCUAGCGGUCUCACAGCACAUUUCAUGGCAUUUUUGUGGAACUUGUCAGUUUUUCUGAUCACCAUAUGUUGUCCAGAACAUUUUGAGAAAAAACAAAAAGAAAAAAAAAAAGCAGUUUGCAGACUUUAUAGCUGGGAAGCACUUUUUAAAAUGCAAAGAAGUCCGUCUUUUUUUUUUUUUUUUUUUUUUUUUCAAUGUUUAUUUGUAUGUGUGUAAUUAAGGAGAGGAAAGCCAUGACGAUACAUAACCAAUGCGGUGUACAGGAUCGCAUUUGAAACGGACAGUUUUCUGUUCUUGAUGUCUGAAUGAAUCGGAUGUAAAAUCUGUCUUGAAACGUGCUUUGAGCUGGUUAGGACCGAAGUUUCUUCCCCCUGCUACAAUCACAGUGUUCCCGAUUCAUGUUUGUUUGGUGUUAAAUCAGUUGUGUGUAUGAAACGAGGACCAAGGUCAGGUAUAUUGUCAGUAUAUAUUUUGAAAAUCUAGAUUAUAUUUUAUUAACUUAUUCAUGCCCUCGGUUCUGUCUGCUUUUUUUUUUUUUUUGUUUGUUUAAAAACAAAAAUCCUGCGAUUGGCUCACAUUUGACUCUACUUCCCUCUGAGUUCUGUGAAAUGGAGAUUUGUGCGUUACACGUGUGUUUUGUGACAGCCAGAGGUGCCGAAGAAGUGUUCCAUCAUGAACCGCCGUCCUCCGGCGCGACAGAACGUGCUGCAGAAUCAACAAAUGAAGCUUUUUUUUUUUUUUUUUUUAAUUGGACUGCUCUUCCCAUCCCUCAGGAUGGAUCAUGUGCCGCGUUUGAACGAGAUGCAGCGUCUUAAUGUGCAAACAUGCUGAUUCCACGAUAACAGAAGCAGAACUCGCCACUUCCUCCACAUCGAUACACAAAAAACGGUCUUUUUAGGUUUCUUAAUUUAUUUUCAACGACAGAAUCUUAGGACCACAGUCAGGAGAAUAAAAUAUGACAGUUAUAUUUUCUUUUGCGCUUAAGAAGCCUUUCUAACUCUCAACUUUAUGCAUGCAUCUUCAUACGAUGCCACAUAUUCGAAAAUCCAACUGGGCACUGACUAAAAGCAAACUGUGUGAAAGAUAAUGUAAUUUAACCAGAGUUGAAGUUUUAACUGCAUCAAGCUAUCAGCAAUGAAUCUGUAUUUGUUGCCUGUCUUUUUUUUUUGUUUGUUUUGUUUCAGGUAUUUAAGUGAUUCCAUCCCUUUGUUUUCACUCGGUAUAAACUUAGACAGUGUAAUAUUUCUGCUUUAGUAGCUACAAUAAGUGAAACGUUGAUUACUGUGGGUUAUUCCUCCGUGUUUUCCUGAGUAGCUGCAGCUCUGGUUAAAGUACAUUUUGAUAUAUCUUAGACAAAUUAGGCGAGCCCUCUGCUAAUGGGCUCGCAUGGACUAUUAGAAGAAAUGAGAACAAUCACAGCCAGCCUGGAAACGUUUAAAAAAAAAACAACAAAAAAAAAAAAAAUUGAUGAGAAGAGAUCUGGAUCUCAGUGUAUGAUAUGUGGUGUUAUCUGGACCUCUUGCACAUUGACACAAGUCUCAUGAGUUAAUGCUUUUUUUUUUAUUCAACGAAGAAUGAUGCAAAUCAGGCUCAGUCGUGUGUGUGUGUGCGUGCGUGCGUGCGUUUCUAUGUUUCUUGCUUUCUCUUUAAUUAUGAUUUGUGAGUGGUUUAGUCUGUUCAAAUUCAGUACAUUCCUUUAUUAUUUAUGGUUGUAUUGUGAUUGUAACAAGUGUAUAUAUCUUUCAUAUACACACACUAUAAAUAUAUAUAAAUAUAUAUAUAAAACCAACCAAUAUGAUCAGUGUUUGUCAAUGGUGAUUCUGUACAUAUGAAGAUUUGUUUUUUUUUUCCUCUCUCUCUUGUUUGUUUUGUGGAGGGAUGUUAAGUUAUGGCCAUUUGAAGUGUAAACUGCAUGUUCUGGCAUGCGAGCUGAGCUGGGGACUGAAUGUCGAUCACUGGUUGGUGGCAGUGGAAUCUUCGCUGCUCCCUGUACUAUCACUCUGCUCUGGCAGCGCUCACACUGCCAGCUGCACGACUCACAUCUCUGACCAAGUCUUUCUGUUUUUCCCCCCCCCCCCCUUUUUUGAUCCACUCUGCACUAGUAUUUACUCCUUAAAAGGUAAUAAGGGUUGUGUUGUUAUAAUUACUAUUUGGAAAAAUGAAAUACUGUAUUAAAUUCAGUGGGGUUUUUCUGUUUUUGUUUUUUGUUUUCUUUCUCUCUCUCUCUCUUCUGGGGAUACAUGGUUUGUUUCACUCCUGUUGGUACUCGAAAGGUAAAAUAUGAUUUCAUGGAUUAUUUAUAACCACACGUCUUUGCUUUCUGCUUUUGGUCUGUUGCAAAGUGCCUUCCAAAUACUGAUUGUGCACAGCAGUGGAUUAAAAAA